Molecule: messenger RNA, 819 nt
Organism: Adineta ricciae
Lineage: Eukaryota; Metazoa; Rotifera; Eurotatoria; Adinetida; Adinetidae
Source: the annotation of a GenBank genome assembly
AUGAGUUCCAGCGAUCCUCUUGCCGAUUUCAAAAAUUUCUUCACAGGUCUUGGCAAUCUGAACACGGCAGACCAAGUCACUGCCUUCUUUCAGUAUUACUGGUAUGUCUGGUUAAUCCUUUCACUUGCUGUUGUCGCUAUAAUUGCCGUCAAUGCAGCAAUUAUUUAUUACUUCUGUCACCAUCGACGACUGAAUAAACUGGAUCCGAACACAGGUGAUAAACGUUUGUAUGACAAAGAUUGGGGUAUGACGAAGCCACAACAAAGUGUCUUUAUUCCUGUUGAACAAAAUAAACAAGAACAAGAAGAAGAAACACCAGAAGAUAUUGCAGAUUAUGACGAUGGAAAGUUUGCUAUUGAAGCGCUCAUGGAACAUAACCAAUUUCGUAUUCAACAUGGUGCUGCACCAUUGAUAGCUAAUGAAUAUCUGAACAAAGCUGCUGCUGAUUGGGCACGUGAAUUAGCACGAAUGAAUGAAUUGAGACACAGUCCAGAUCAAUGGCGACGUUAUCAAGGUUCAGUUUUAGGUGAAAGUCUGGCGUAUUUUAUUGGGCCUAUCCUUCGUGGUGAUCGAAUGACAGAAAUGUGGUAUCGGGAAGUACGACGACAUGACUUUAAUAGUGAUUUGCAAGAAAAUAGUCUUCAUUUUUCACAACUUAUUUGGAAAAAUACAAGAGAAGUUGGUUUCGGUCGUUGUCAAACAGAAGACAAGAAACAAUGGUAUGGUGUUGCUCUCUAUUAUCCACCGGGUAACUUUCCAAAUCAAUUUGCAUUGAAUGUUCAACCACGUAGUGAUAUGGAAGAUUUUCGUCUUGCUUAA